AUUUAGUCUAGGGCAUUUGGGAUCUCAAACUAUUUAUCCCCGAAGAAAAUGUUCUCCUUGUACUUGUUUAAGACCGAGGGUUUCAGAAAAGGUGGAGACUUUGAUCAAAGCAACGAGGCAAUCUUCACAUUCAAACAGGUUGUUUGAGUUGGUAAUGGUGCUCUGUGUUCAUGAGACGACUGAGAUUAUCUUGAUGAGUUGGAAGUUUCAGCUUCUGAACUGAGGGGAGAUGUUCCAGAGAGCUUCUCACUGUCCUCUUAAUUGUCUUCAUCUUGUUCUUCGACCUUGUUGUCUAAUCAUCACGGAUUGUUGAUGGACACUGAACUCCAGCUAAUGGCUGAGCAAAGGGUUAGGGAAAUUUUUGAUACUAUUCAACCAGCUGUAGUUUCUGACAAGAGAAGGAAGGAUGUUAUUGAGUAUAUUCAGAAGCUCAUUAAUCAUUAUUAUGGAACAGAGACUAUAGAGCUCUUCCCCUUCGGCUCAGUUCCAUUCAAAACAUAUCUCCCCAAUGGAGAUAUAGAUUUGACUGCCAUCACCCAUCCAAAUACAGAGAAAGAUCUGGCCAAAGAUGUCUGCACUAUUCUUGAAGGUGAAAAACCGAAUCCUAAGUUCAGAAUAAGGAAUGUCCAAUAUAUCUGUGCACAGGUUAAGGUUAUAAAAUUCUCAGUGAAUAAUAUAGCUGUGGAUAUUUCAUUCAAUCAGAGGGCAGCAAUUUGUUCCCUCUUUUUCUUGGAGCAGGUCAAUCAACUUAUUGGGAAACAGCAUCUUUUCAAACGCAGUAUUAUCUUGAUCAAAGCUUGGUGCUUUUAUGAAUCGAGAAUUCUUGGUGCACACUGUGGCUUGAUCUCAACAUAUGCGUUAGAAACAUUGGUCUUGCAUGUCAUAAACCUUUUUCAUUCUUCAUUACAUAGUCCUUUAGAGGUUCUGUGUAGAUUUUUGGACUACUAUAGCACUUUUGACUGGGACAAUUAUUGUGUCAGUAUAUAUGGCUCAGUUGCAUUAUCUGCCCUUCCCAAUAUUGUUGUGAAUCCAAAAAAUGAUGGGGAUAAUUUACUGCUCAGUCGGGAAGUGAUGGACAAUUGCAGAGAAGCUUUUUCAGAUUCGGUAAAGGGACUUGAGACGGGCUGUGAAUUCCAUGUUAAGUAUCUCAACAUAUUAGAUCCUCUAAAGGAACAUAACAACCUAGGGCGAAGUGUUAGCAAAGGAAAUUUUCAUCGUAUAAAAUGUGCCAUCUCAUUUGCGGCUAGACAACUUCAAGAGAUCUUCCAGUUACCAGGAGAAAUCAUGGGUCUUGAACUUGAGAAUUUUUUUGUUAAUACUUUGCGUUGGAAUGGGACGGGACUAAGGCCAGAUGCAGUGGUUCCUGUUGCAGUAUUUGGUACUGGAAGAGGCGAGGAAUUUGAUCUCUGUGGAGACUACAACAAUUACUUCACUGAUCCACUGCUUGAUCAUUGGUGUCCGGAUCACUAUGCCCGGCUUGUUCCUAACCAGUCUAAAUCUCCAUCAUUACCUUCUCGAGUUCAGAACAUUUCUGGUACCUUGUACUCGUUGGUGCCUUGUAGAAAUAUUACUACCUAUACUCCUGUCACAGAUGCAUAUUUUUUUGGAUUGCCAGUCUACCAUGUUUAUGCUUCCCAGUUAUUUGCUUUUGGUCCCACCAGUAACAGAAUGUGGAGGUCACGAGGAACAGGCACCUACAUUCCUGCCAUGGUACAUCAUUCUUACAGAGAAAGCCGAGCGCCAACGAGGGUUAGAAAUCAUGAAACUAGGAUUCGUGGUCAGUUGCAGAGGCCACUUCGAAUGGGCGGCAGGGUUGAAAACUCCCCAGAGCUGGCUGAGCGUGAAAACAGCCGCUGUCCUGAUCUUUCAUUGAAUGAAUUUCCAUCUCUUUCAGGCAUCAAUAGAAGCACUUCAUCAGAUGUUCAACGAUCAUGUCAAAGCUCUGUAAACUAUCCACAGGCUGAGGAUCGCUCUAUCCCUGUCCGGAGUAUUGAUUUCGGGACCUCAAAACCUUCAUCCGGACCUGCUAUCUAGCAAAGAAGGAAGAUAAGCCAAGUCUUCUGAACGCUACAAUUUCUACAUCUUGUGGCUCAACAUAGCACCAAAAACAAACCAGAAUUCGAAAAUGGUGAGCGAUUAAGGCAUUUCCUAAAAGUUGUGAACUUUUUUCUUGCUGAUUAUGGGGUUUUUUUGUUUGGUUUUUGGAAAAUGAUGAUGAAUUCCCUUCUCCAUUAUGGACUUGAGUCGAAAAGACUGAAGCCAACAAGCCAUUGUUUUGAGACAGUUUUAUUAGUCCUUUCAGAUUUGCAGAUUUGUUGCUUGUGCUUUGGUCUUUCAAAUUUUUUUCAUUGAAAAGAUUUAUAAUAACGGCACCCAGGGAGGCAGGCAACCCAAGAACAAACCAGGUUAAACGUUAGUAACUAAUGGUCAAACAUGCCGGUAUUGGGUGGGCGGCGCUCUGAAAUCUAACGAACCUUUCAGUGAGCUAUUUGAACUUUACCCCAACACACCAAAAGGUCCAAAACAUUAACAAAGAAGAUUUAGUUCACCAGUUGUCUUUUGCUUCGGAAUCCAAUUAAGCUUCGAACCAGAGCUCAAGGAGAGCCAUAACUGGAACUUGAAUAA
Tripterygium wilfordii is the source of this 2625-nucleotide messenger RNA. RefSeq lists its product as uncharacterized. The coding region runs from base 313 to 2034 and encodes 573 amino acids. The transcript is spliced from 8 exons. Lineage: Eukaryota; Viridiplantae; Streptophyta; Magnoliopsida; Celastrales; Celastraceae. The record is from RefSeq and is a predicted model, not a curated record.